AUUUCGCCCUUUACUGAAAAUCGAAACCAACAAAAAUAAGAAGCCUCUAUAUUCGUAACUUGCGUUAAACUAUAGAAAUGAAGAGUGAAUAAGAGGGGAAAAAACCAAUGGCUUCAUCAUGUCUGAAUUCUUUAAUUCUACCACCUUGUUCACUUCCUCGUAGAGUAGCAGAGACUUGUGCUUCUUUAUCUUCUUCUUAUCCCGCGUUAAAUCCUACUAGCAGCAGCACAGGAGGAGCCUUGAAGCCUAUAGUUAUCAAUGGAGACCCUCCUACUUUUGUCUCUGCUCCUGGUCGCCGUAUUGUAGCUGUUGGAGAUGUUCAUGGAGAUCUUGACCAAGCAAGAUGUGCGCUUGAGAUCGCUGGCGUACUGAGUUCUGAUGGUCAAGAUUUAUGGACUGGUGGAGAAACCGUAUUGAUUCAGCUUGGAGAUGUACUUGAUCGAGGUGAAGAAGAGAUAGCAAUACUGUCCUUACUACGCUCAUUGGAUAUUCAGGCAAAAGCUCAAGGUGGAGCUGUUUUUCAGGUCAAUGGGAAUCAUGAGACUAUGAAUGUGGAGGGAGAUUUUAGAUAUGUUGACUCGGGGGCAUUUGAUGAAUGUUCAGAUUUCCUGGCCUACUUGGGAGACCACCAGUACAACUGGGAAAAUGCUUUUCUUGGCUGGAUUGGAGAGUCUAAAAGGUGGAGAGAAGAUCGAAAAUUGUCUCAGAAUCAGUGGGGUCCUUGGAAUCUGGUGAAGAGGCAAAAGGGGGUAAUUGCCAGAUCAAUCUUGUUGAGACCAGGUGGUCCAUUAGCAUGUGAAUUGGCGCGGCAUGCAGUUGUGCUCAAGAUCAAUGACUGGGUAUUCUGUCAUGGUGGCCUCCUUCCUCGACAUGUUGCAUAUGGCGUUGAAAGGAUGAACUAUGAAGUAUCUCACUGGAUGAGAGGUGUAAGUGAGGAUGAUACUAGUCCUAAUUUCCCGUUUAUAGCCACAAAGGGUUUUGAUUCUGUUGUUUGGAACCGCUUAUACUCAAGAGACAUGCUGGGUUUGGAGGGCUAUCAGAUUAACCAGAUACAAUCCGUUCUUGAAGAGACGCUGCAAUUGCUUGGAGCUAAGGCAAUGGUGGUAGGGCAUACUCCUCAAACUACAGGCGUAAAUUGUAAAUACAACUGUAGCAUAUGGUGCAUCGAUGUUGGAAUGUCCAGUGGAGUUCUAAAUUCAAGACCAGAGGUGCUUGAAAUAGUAGAGAACAAAGCAAGAGUAAUAAGGAGCAAAAGGGACAGAUUUAGUGAACUUCAGGCUGUUGAUUAUACAUAAAGAGAAGCAAAUGAAUUGACCAGGAAUACACCUACCUUGACUUUUUUUGUGGCAGAUUCUCUUCCCAUUGGUUAAAUUGUUUUGUAAUUAAAAGAAAUAGUUCAACAUCAAGUCAGCAGGAGAAGUGGAAAUUCAGACAAAAAGUCCAAAGUAAUUACGCGCAUAGACGGGAUGAUAUACGGGGAACCAGCCUUCAUAUUGUUGUCUAAUGAAGUUAGUAUAUAUUAGUUUGUAAUAAGAUCAGAAGCAGGCUAGUGAUUGCCACAUAAAAAUUGAUCUAUAUCGAGCAAGAAUAAUAGCACUAGCAGGCUCCGGAGAACAUAUCAAGGCAAGGCAGACCUGGUUGCGGAGAUAAUGUCUGGCCUCCCCGUUAUUUUCCCUGUGGCUACAUAUUUGUAUCAACGAACGCCAUGGUACAUGCAAUUUAUCCACUAUAUUGCUUUUCUUUUUUGGCA
Messenger RNA from Populus nigra (black poplar), 1750 nucleotides. RefSeq names its product shewanella-like protein phosphatase 1. Bases 108 to 1295 code for a protein of 395 amino acids. Lineage: Eukaryota; Viridiplantae; Streptophyta; Magnoliopsida; Malpighiales; Salicaceae. Gene Ontology annotation, molecular function: hydrolase activity. The transcript has 10 exons. The record is from RefSeq and is a predicted model, not a curated record.